This is a messenger RNA of Diabrotica virgifera virgifera (western corn rootworm), 15621 nucleotides long. It is a transcript of the gene vimar, whose product is annotated as GTPase-GDP dissociation stimulator vimar. The record is from RefSeq and is a predicted model, not a curated record. The coding region runs from base 65 to 1909 and encodes 614 amino acids. Gene Ontology annotation, biological process: positive regulation of GTPase activity. Gene Ontology annotation, cellular component: cytosol. Gene Ontology annotation, molecular function: protein binding; guanyl-nucleotide exchange factor activity. NCBI's taxonomy places the organism in Eukaryota, Metazoa, Arthropoda, Insecta, Coleoptera, Chrysomelidae. The transcript is spliced from 6 exons.
UUAAGGUUAAGUCAAAAUUAUUGACCGAUUUUAAAGACAUAAAUAUAAACAAAUAAUAAAAAUAAUGUCUGAGGGUGAGGCAGUAAAAAACCUAACUAAAGCUGUAACUGAAAAAAACGAGACAGACAUAAGUGAUAAUUUACAGUUUUUACUUACGCAAAAAGACACGAACUUAAGCACUGUUGAUUUGUUUAAAGAUUUAUUGAAAUUUGACAAUAAUAAAAGUAUUAUUAAGCAUACAGCUGAAUUAAUAGCAGAACUUGCACGAAUAGAAUCAAACCGAGAAAUAUGCACGGAUAGGAAACUUAUAGAGGAUCUUAUAAACUUACUAGAUAAUGAAGAUGCAGAUAUCAUUUUACAGUCAAUAAGAGCUCUUGGAAACAUUUGUUAUGAAAAUGAAGAGGCUUGUACGAUUAUUCGUCUGAUUGGGACCAACAAAAUUUUAGCUAUUCUUAAACAUUAUGGAAGUGGGGACAGUGACACGGAUAAAAUAAUAACUACAAAAACAUCAGGAUUGCUAGUAAAUCUCUUUACUUUAAAUGUAGAAGUUAUGAAGGCAUCAAUACAAAACGGUCUUAUGCCAAUAGUAGAAGAUAUAUUAGUAAAAUAUUCAAAGCAAUUUGAUACAAGUGAAGCAUUGUUAACAUUUCAAAUAUCUAUAGUGAAUUUAGUGGAGAAUUAUUUAGAUGGAUAUAAUCCAGUAUUUACCCAAUCACUUUGUAAAGCUUUGAUUGAUGUAUUUAAGCAGUCAGAGAUUCCUGAGAUAUCAAUUCCUUGUUUGGAGAUUUUUUAUGGUUUGUGUGAACAAGAGGAAAUAAAAACUAUUUUUGCAAAAGAAGGUGUUUGUGAACUCUUAGUUGAACUUAUUGAGAAGUACAAAGAGAAAUUUAAUGAUGAAGACAGUAGGGAUGCUUUAAGACUAGCUUGUGAUUUUAUUGUGGUUGUUGCCACUGGAGAUGACUGUAUGAAUCUCUUAUACAAAAAUGGUCAAGGACUGUUGUACAAGAAAACUUUAACUUUGUUAGAGAGUGAUGACAAAGAUUUACUCAGCACAGGUAUUUUAGCUAUUGGAAACUUUGCUAGAAAGGACACACAUUGUAUUGAAAUGGUGAAUGAUGGACUUUCAAAGAAACUCAUUGAAAUGCUUAAGAAAUAUAAUACCAGCACCAAGCUAGAAGAUGUCAAGGUACAGCAUGCUUUACUGAGUGUUUUGAAGAACCUCCUCAUCCCACAACAAAACAAGGCCAAAGUCAUAGAGGAAGGACUCAUAGAAGUUAUUUAUCCAAUGAUACAAAUCGACCAAUUCUUCGUUGUGUUCAAGCUCCUUGGUACAUUUAGAAUGGCUAUUGAAGGACAAGAAUCUACCGCCUUGGAUCUACUUUCUCGAAAAGACUUCAUCGAGAGACUGGUGCACUGGUGUUACAACUCGGAUCAUCUCGGAGUAAGAGGAGAAGUACCUAGGCUGAUUUCAUGGCUAGUCAAAUCAUGCCAUUCGGUAAAACCGUUUUAUUUAUUGCUUGAAGUACCUGACAGCAUCAAAUGCAUCGUAGAAAUGAUAUCCUCCAAUCAUGCAGUAAUGCAAAAUGAAGCUUUUUAUGCAUUGAGUCUAUUGUAUGUUGGCUUUUCCAGUCAAAACUGCGCAGAUACUGUAAAUAAAUUCAAUGAAGCAUUAAUAAAUGCUGAUAUUGGUAAAAAUUUACAUUUCAUUUUGACUAAGUACGCUGAUAAAAUGGACACUCCUACAAUAGAAAACUUGUUGGCAUUGUUGGAAUAUAUUUGUAAAUCGGAGAAAAUUGUUGAUCACUUUAAGAAAAUAGAAUUACAGACACCUCUGAUUAAGUUGUAUUCAAAUCCGAAUAUAGUGAAAUUAGAUAAAUUGGACAGUAUUAAAUCAUUAUUAUGUGAUUAGAUUUUUUCAAUUAUAAUAAUUAUGAAGCUUGUUUCUUAAUAAUUCGGUAGUAAACUUUCAAGUGUACAAAAUUGUAAGUAUUUAAAUUUUAGAUGUAUUUACUUUUGUUGGAUUUUACAAUAUGCCAUCUCUGUACGAUCCUGAUGAAAAAAUCUCAACAUAGGGAUGGUUCUUUUGGUUUUAUAAAGGUGGUUUGACAACGGGUUUUUAAAUAAUUUAAAUUUGAGAGAAGAACAAAAUAAUAUGGAGAUAAUCGAUUCGCAAAGAGGUCCACUUACCCUUUAAUAGUCAUACUUCGAUCCAGACUUCUGAGUGCCCCGACUCCAUUUAUCAACGUCAAUAGGGAACUUGCAUAAAAUUUUAAAUUCGAAAAAAAUGGUAUAAAUCACAACAGAACAUAAUUUAGAACCUGUAUCAAAGAUAAAAAAGUUUUGUUUGUCUUUCGUUUGGCCCCUAAAGACGACUAAAAGUUCAACUUAUACCAGCCACUCUAAAACGCGUCGUGACGUCACGGGGUUGUAUGUUUACAUUCUACACCAAUUGUAUAUAUAAUUUUAAAUUAGACAAUUAAACGUCAGUAAAAAAUACAGUUAUGUGUCGUUAAAAGUGUUUUUGAUCGUUUGAACUAUUCAUAGAAAAUUUGUACUUUUAUUACAGAAUCGUUUUAUUUUCAAUAGUAAACCUUCUUUCCUUUCCUUCAAAAACUGUAUCAAACUCAAAUCUCAACAAACUGGUAUAUAUUAUUACAACGACAUACGAUAAAUGUCAUUAGAAUAUAAAUAUGUUUCCUUUAUUCCCCGACGACGAGCUGGCCAAAUACCCAAGUAGGUGGAGGCCAAUAAACUAAAGAAGAAGAAGAAUAUACGUAAAUAUAACCAUAAACGGAACCACAGUUAAACUCUGUGACGUCACGGGUCGUUUGAAGUAUUUAAGAUAAAGAAGACUUUAAAUUUGUACUUCUAAGUUAUUAUGAGUUUUUGAAGCGUGAAAUUUUGGAAAUCUCAUUUUUAUACAAAACUGAACAUUAUUAGGUUUGUUCCUACAAAGAAUCACAAACUAGUUCAUGACAGUUUCUGACUGCUGCACAAUAUGCAUGUGCGAAUUCAACCAGCCGCGAACUAGUUUGUGAUUUUUGUUGGAACAAGGAACAAUAUUCUACCGAGCUGGCAAGUUGCCUAAGAGCAGUGCCCAGAGAAAAGAAAAGAAAGAAGAAGAAAGCAUUCUGGAAAACGAGGGAAACGAAAACUUUAACCUUACUACUUUACACCACAACACGAGCAACGAGCACACCUUUAACAAAUACUCUCAUUGUUUCAUAAAUUAUAACAAAAGUAUAAAACACUAAAAUACAAUAUGUACUUAAAUCAACAAAAUAACCAAAACAAAGGUAAAGGUACCUAUUUGAUAUAAAUAUAAAUAGUUAUUUAGUGUGAGCAUGUGAGUGAAUCAAAAUUAGACUAAUUGUGCAUGUCCGUGAUUACCAGUUUGCAAAAAGUUAGGAAACUUUUCAAACUGUCAGAAACUAAUCUCGAAACUGAUUAAAUAUUUCAUGGAACAGUGUACUUUGUUGACUAGUAAUCAGAAAAAAAUCUUGUUGGAACGGCGAAAUUAUUAUUGCGCAUGCGUCUGACAGUCGGUGACAGUUGGAAACUUCUGUAGGAACAAACUUAUUAUGUAAUAAAAAAGUGUGCAAGUUCCCUAUUGCGUAAGUCGACAAUAAACAAGAAAACCUCACAAGAUAGGUUUUUAAACACCGGCAUACUUGCUAGCCGUUUUCGAGUAACUAACUUCUUGCUUUUUUAAAAAACACACAGGCUCCACUUUUUGAGCCAAUUUGAAGCGAACCUCUUUAAUACAUCGCGAUAGUAGGCAACCACGAAAACAAAAGAGUGUGGGACUGGUUGCCUUCCUCGUAUAAAUAAGUUAAAAUUAAUUAUUAUUUUAUUCAUAGAGAUUUUGACCAAUAGAAACCUACAACAAUAAAAAUUACAGCGAUAAUUUUUGAUAAUUCCCCGCCGUCAAGUAUUUUACGUCAGAUGCCCUUCGCGAUUCGUUGCUACGCAAAAAUACAUUCAGUAACAUUAAUGAUAAUUAAUGUUUUACAACUUGUCACAGAGAACAACAAAAAACAGAAGAUAGGCGAAGAUAUCAAUAAAAUAUUAGUUAAAAUAAUUUAAAAAGACAAUUUUAUUCAUAGACAAAAUCGAGGAAAAAGCGAACAUGGCAGAUGAACAACAAGGCUUCCGGAAGAACCGCUGACAAAUAGUAGAAAAGUCUAUUGAAUAUGGAAAACCAGCAUAUAUGUGCUUUGUAGAUUUAAAAACUGCUUUUGACAGGGUGAAGCGAGAUGACAUCUUAAAUUUAUUAGAAGCUGAACAAAUAGACCACCAGAUAAUAAAGCUUAUUAAUGAAAUUAACAAGAACAACAAGAGAACAGAGACCACAACACAAGCAACAAAAGCGGCAAGACUAAGUGGUUGCCUCCGAGAAACCAUAUGAAGAAACAAAUAUCUGACCACAGAAAGCAAAAUAAAAGUAUACAAGACAACAAUAAGACCUAUCCUAACAUAUGCAGCGGAGACAAGGACCGAUACAAGAAAGACGAAACAACAAAUCAACAAUAUCGAAAUGAAAGUAUUAAGAUCAAUAGCUGGCAUAUCAUUAAGAGACAGACAAAGCAAUAGAAGAUACGAGAACGAUGCAAAAUUCAAAUUAUUAACAGGUGGAUAAAAUCAAGAAAGAAAAACUGGAACGAACAUGUAAACCGAAUGGAACCAGAUACAUUAGCGAACAUCUGUAAAAACAACAAGCCGUAUAGCAGAAGAUCCGUUGGAAGGCCAAUGAAAAGGUGGAAAGAUAAUGUACAGUCAACAACAACUAAAACAGAAUAAGAGGCAGACAAACCCCAGAUUUGAAAUCUGCCCCAGAGGCAGAUUUCACCCCCUUCGGGUCGUGAAAUUAAAACUGUCAAAAGUGUCACUCGGGAUACAAAUCGAUAAUUUUAGAGCUCUCGUGGAAUUAGUACUGAUAAUUUUUGAUAAUUUACCAUCGUCAAGUAUUUUACGUUAGAUGCCCUUCGUUGCUACGCAAAAAUACAUUCAGUGACAUUAAUGACAAUUAAUGUUUUACAACUUGUUACAGAGAACACCAAAAAACAGGUUUAACAAAUAUUCAGGCGAAGAUAUCACUAAAAUAUUAGUUAAAAUGAUUUAAAAAGAUAGUUUUAUUCAUGAAACAAUCCGAAUUACUCUCGAGCUCUUAAAAAUGAUCGAUUUGUUUUGCCCUCGUAACACUUUGACAUAAUUUCACUCCCCUUCGGGUCGUGAAAUUAAAACUGUCAAAGUGUCACUCGGAAUACAAAUCGAUAAUUUUAGAGCUUUCGUGUAAUUACUACUGAAAAUUCAACAAUUUAAUUUUUUUCUUCUUCUUCUUGUAAUAGGACUAUGUCCUGUUUCUUGUGUUACAGUCUUUGCUGCGAUCCGGAGCUCCAAUUCUCGUACCAUCGUUUUUUGGGUCUUCCUAUGUGUCGCUUGGUGUUGGGCUUCUGUGUUUUCGCCCAAUGCGCCAUACGUCCAGGGUCCAUCCGAUCUACGUAGUCUCUCCACAUGCGUCGUCGCGCUCUUGUCCAUCUCACUACGUCUUGAACGCCUAGCUCUCUCAAUGUGUCUUCGUUUCGUAUUCUGUCUCUGAGUGUGAUACCUCUUAUGGAUUUAAUUUUUUUGUAUGGUUUAAAGCUAUUCCAUUUUUGAAGUUAUACUUCUUUAGGCAUGAGGGUGAAUUUUUACAUUCCCUGGCGCAUGCACACACCGACAGUAUGUUGUUAGUUGCUAAAUCAUCAAAUUUAUGUAUGUAUCAGCGCAACUAAGAUUUGAAAAUAAUAAAUUAGUGUUUUUAGUAAAUAUAUUUAUUAUAAUUUUUGUGUCUUUGGAUUUGUCUUCCUUUGGAGUAAGAUAAUAAGUAUUUUAAACAUUUUUAUAUUUAAUACUUCACUUGAUCUAUUUGUCACCGUCGUUUGUAAUUACGUCCCAGAAGCUGUAAAAACAAAACCCUGAUGGGUUAUUGGUAGAGCAUUCGACUACAUAACGCGAAGGUCCCGGGUUCAAAUCCUGACACGGACGAUUCUUAUCCUUUUUAAUAUUUGGUGUUGUUUUAAUAAAAAAAUUUGAAAGUGGUAAUAUCAAAAUUAGUUUAUUAAUUAAAUAAAAUAAAAAUAAAUUUUUAAGUAUAUUUAUUUCACAGAAUUUUUAAGUAUAUAACAGAAGUAUUCUUAAGGCUGUAUGACACUAUGCAUUUUCUUGUAUCAUUUCUAAUAUCGUUUCUAAUAUGUCAAAAAAAUGCAUAGUGUCAUACACAGAUACAAGAAACGAUAUCAGAAACGAUACAAGAAUUUGAGUCAGACACAGAUUCUUAUACAAGAACUGCGCCAAUUUCUGCGCAAAGAGCAAAAACGUAAAACCUGCUGGUAAAACAUCUAAAAUGUCAUAAUUACUUACUCAUAAUGGCGGCUGAAAUGAAAAUGAGAUAAUGUAUUGAUGAAUUUAUUUGUGUUUUUGUAGGUAUUAUUUAUAAAUCUUUUAUUGAUACCUACUUAAUAUAAGUACCGUUUGGUAUGGACCAUGAUACUAUAAGUAAAGUUAUUUAUAGUAUCAAGUAAGUGUUAUUUAUAGUAUCAUGGUAUGGACUACUGUUCUACUAAUAACCAUAUAUUUAGCUCCUAGUAAAGUUCAAACUAUAAAUUUAGGUUUUCAUGGUGCAUAAUUUUUUAAUAGACGAAAAUACAAUAGGUCCUAAUUUGGAUCAAACUGAAGAUAAUUCUAAUGCAAAUAUUUUAGCACAAAUAUCAAAACAAAAUAAAAACAAAUAAUCAACCUCAAACAGUCAACGUAAAAUUCUGGUUAAUAUUAAAAUGUUUAUAAAUUUUAUAAAAUCUUUAAAAUCAGCUGUAUAUGUAGUACUACCAUAACGUGACACAGGGUGACAAACAAAAUUUCGACCAAUCACGUGCCGAAUUUCAUACAAUUUUCGAUACAAGAACUUGCAUAGUGUCAUACAGGGCACAAAUGUACGUACAAGAAAUGAUACAAGAAAAUGUAUACAAGAAACGAUAUUAGAAAUGAUACAAGAAAAUGCAUAGUGUCAUACAGCCUUUACGUGCGUACAAAGUACACACACAUUCUUUUUUGCUUAGGUCGUCAAUUUACUUGCAUCUGUCGGAUAGCUACUUUUCUUUUGCUUUUCAUAUUUUCUUUCUAAUAUUUCUCUAAAUCUAUUUGUAUUUAUUUAGUUAUUUUGCUAUAUAUUUGCACCCUUUUUAAAUAAGCUCAAGAGUUUCUGCUAUCAUCCAAGUUACAUUGAUAUUUUUAAGAUAAAUUUGAUUUCAUGUAAUCGAAUGAACUUCCAAUAAAGUCGUCCCAGGAGCGCAACUCAUAAAUAUUGGCAAUAUCGUUUUAAAAUUAUCUACUUUAAAAUGUAUACUAUAUAUCUGAGUUGUCAAUAUGAAUGAGUCAGAUAAAAUUAAAUUAAAAUAAUUUUUUACCAAGCAACAAAAACACACUUUGUUUAAUUUAUUGAUGUUUUGUGUUUUGAUGACGAUUUCAGAAGUGGAAAAUGAAACGUCAAACAAUGGUGGCUUUUCCCAUCAAAAAUACUAAAUUGCAUUAAGAUUACACAAGAAAAUAGCUUCACAACAAUAUACAGAAUCAAUAUUCAACUUCCGAUCAUAUUGAGAGUGAAAAUCCUUUUACCAUUUCAAAGCGGCUAUAUCAGAGCUGUGUGAAAAUAAUCUGAUAUUUUUGUAUUUACAAUUUUGUACUCUUUCCACAGAUAUUCUAGUCGAAUGUUAGACUUUUCAUACUUUUGAACAUUUUAGAUUUAGCCAAUAUACAUUAUUUUCAGCAGUAUUUACGUAUUUAACAUAUUAUGGGAUCAUCAAAUAUUUAUGUAAUUUUAAUUGUCACCUUAAAUAUUUUUAAAUAUCAGUGCACGAUGCUAAGAAUAUUUAUAUUGUAAGAAGUUCAUCAUUCCGAUACGUUUAUACAGGAUGAUAUUGUAAAUAAUGGGUAUUACUUUACUUUUACAGAUUAUUAUAUCAAAUUAGAGAACCAUUAUAAAAUUGAAAAUUAACACGGUACGGAUAGUCUCCCUGGCGAACUUUUUAAAAUCAUCUGAAACAUAUGAAGUUAAUAACUGAAGUCAGGCAUCAGAAAAAAACACCUGCAGACUGAAAAUUAGGCACUAGACUUCACAAAAAAGGAGACAAUUUGUGUGAUAAUUAUUGAGGCAUCACUCAAUAUAGCAUAUAAAGUACAGUCCAACGUAUUGUACAAAAGCGGACAGUGAGAGGAUAUUAGUGCGACUCCGACUCAAUAAAUCAACAAGGGACCAAAUCUUUACAGUGAGGCAGAUUCUUGAAAAACCCUGGAGUUUGGCGUCGAUAUCCACCACAUAUUUGUGGAUUUCAAAGUGGGAUAUGACUCAGUUAAUAGAUACUUAUAAACUUCUCCUGGCUAUGGUGGAAUUCCAAAUACCGCUUCAUUUUGGUCAACUAACUGAACUUACACACAAAUUUAGCUUGGAGAUGGAAUUUAGGCAAGGAGACACCAUCUCUCCUAAACUAUUCAUCUCUUUGUUACAGAGUGCUAUGAGAAACAAUAUUGGGGAAAAUAUUGGAGUCAACAUAAAUGGGGAGUUUCUGAACAACUUGAGGUUUUUUGUAGACGACAUGGAUACUUAUUGCAGACCGGGUAGAUUAUGCCUGCCAGCUUCUUCGAGACCUUCAGAGUAGUGAUGUUGAAAAAGUAACUAUUCGUUAUAAAGUACUCGUUACUUACGAAUACCGAAAGUAACGAUUACUAUACAGAGAGGCAAAUCGUUACUUUGAUUACUCUGAUUACUUCGUACCAAUCGUAUCAGAGCUAGUAACGACUAUUGUAUCUACUUUGAUUACUCUGAUUACUUCGUUACUCCAUACCAAUCGUAUUAGAGCGAGUAACGACUAUUAUAUCUACUUUGAUUACUUUGUACCAAUCGUAACAGAGCGAGUAACGACUAUUGUAUCUGAUUACUUCGUACUUCGUGAUACUCGUUAUUAUAUCGGAAUACCUAUUCGCGGUGUGCAAGUACUUGGAAGGGAUACGCGAAACGAUCGUGCGCGAAUAGCGGAGAAAUAUUGCAACUUUCUUAAAUAAUUCAUAUUGUCAACUGAAAUUGUCAAAUUGACGUACAUUUCAUACCUAUUUUCAUUUAAGAAGAAAAAUUAUAUAUUGCUUCACAUUAUUGAUAUGAUAUGCAAUUAUUAUAUAGAGGUAAAUUUAAUUAAUUGUAUUUUGCUUGCAAUACUGCAUUUUAAUAACUAAUUUUAUUUACUACAUACAAUUGUUUAUGUUUGAAUAACACAAACUAAAUCUUAUUUUUUCUUCUUAUUAUUUUUUUUGGACUAUGGCCUUGACAAUUAUCCAGUAACCAGGACCAUAUGAUUGGCCAAUAUAAUUAAAAGUGCGAAUAAAAGUUCAGAGCGUAGAAAUAGGUGUCGCUUUUCCGAACUUGCACGGUCCCAAUACAAAAUACCUACCUAGUACCUACUGAGAAAUACGAUUUUCAAUAUGAUUACCGGUACUCAAAUGCAAAAGUAACAAAAGUAAUCAUAGUAAUCAAAUCAUUUUUAUACCUUAAACAGAUCGGUGAAGGUCGUUGUGAUAUCGGAAUACCUAUACAAAAUACCUACCAACUGAGAAUUACGAUUCUCGAUAUGAUUACCGGUACUCAAAUACAAAAGUAAUAACAGUAAUCAAAGUAACGAAUACUGUAAAUGAUUACUUUAUACAAAAUACCUACCUACCUACUGAGAAAUACGAUUCUCGAUAUGAUUACCGGUACUCAAAUACAAAAGUAACAAAAGUAAUCAAAGUAACGAAUACUGUAAAUGAUUACUUUAUACAAAAGUAACGAUUUGUAACGAAUACUCGAAAGUAACUAUAAUCAACAUCACUACUUCAGAGCUCUUGUACACGAGUUGGACUUAAAAUUCAUUUUUCCAAACACAAUACGUGACCAACAUUGUACUGGCGAAAAACAUCUCAACUAAUGGCAUGCAAAUUGAACAGGUGUAUAGCUAUAAAUAUCUGGGUCACGAGAUUAAAUUAGGAAGAGAUAAUCAAACAACAGAACUAAACAGGAGAAUAGGAUUGGCAUGGCCUGCUUACGGAAAACUGAGAGAAAUCUUUAGAUCAGAUAUUCCCAUGUGCUUGGAAAGGAAGGUUUUUGAUCAAUUGAAAAUAAUCGAAAAUACCGGAAAAAUGUGUCCCUCUCUAAAUUAACACAUUCUCAGCCUAUCGAAGAUGAUGGAACUCUGCUAGGAGCCAUUUUGUUAAACGGCACCUGACUGAAGUAACCAUAUCACUCGCUGGCGCGUAAACGGCACCUGAUUGAAGUAACCAAACCAUAUCACGCGCUGGCGCGUGAUUGGCAGCGAGUGGGUUAAUCAAAAAUCGACGUGCCGCAGUUCCUUGUAAUGCCUGUGUUUGAUUUUCAACCGACCACCCUGUAUAAAACGAUAUCUGGGCUUGCAUAUCUCAUUUUGUUUGUUAAAAAAAUUUUUUGGUGUUUUUGACUAUAUAAGUCUUUAAAUCAAUAUUGUUAAGUAUAUUCCGCAUAACUUUUUUAAUGCGUACUUGUAAUCGUUAAAGUUAGAUUUUAAAAAUACACAUAUAGAUGCCUUUUGACUGUUAGAAAUUUUUAUAAAAGUGUUUUGUGUUUUUAAAUUGUUACUUUUAAAGUCAAAGUAUUUUUUCCAGAGAAAAUAUCGUUUUCACCAGCCUCUCACUACAUAACGAAAGGCAGACAUAAUUUUUAUAUAUUAAAAAUUCUAAAUGGAGAUCAAACAGAAUACCGCAAAGAAAAUAACAUUUAUAAUUAGGUAUAGCACGAUCAAAGAACAAUCUGACCAAAAAAAAAUAAAGGAAGGAUGAAAAUUUGGGAAUAGGUAGUUGAAAUUGUCUAUUUAUUAUGUAAGAAAAAGUUUACAAUUCUAUAUCCCCUCCAUUUUACAAAAAUGGAGAGAUUAAUUAGCCCUUCUCGGGGGUGAAGAAAUAUACAUUCAAAAUAAGUUCGGAAUUAUAUAAAAUAACUAAUUCUGAGCAACUUUUGCUCUAUAGAGUUUUUUCAUUAAGUCAAUACUUUUCGAGUUAUUUGCGAGUGAAUAUGUUCAUUUUUAACAAAAAAAAACAUGUUCUUGGACAGUUUUUCGCAAAUAACUCAAAAAGUAAGGAUUUUAUCGAAAAAAAUAUUCUUAGCAAAAAUAUAGCUUAUAAAAAAAGUGAAAAAAAUGUUUUAUGCAUGAAGUCUGCAUACCCACCAGCAGCGGAAUUAUAGCUAAUGAAAAGUAGGUUCUUAUUCGUCCAAUUCCAAAAUCGAUUAUUUCGAAGUGAAAUGACAAAAAAACGGAGCACUUUCCUGGGAAAACUCAUUUUAACUUUUUUAAAGAGUUAAAAAAAGGUUUAUUUUUGUUUUCUAAAAAAACUUUUAUCAUUAAAAGUAAGUGAGUUACGCUUAAAAUAUUGUUGAUCGCUUUUAUUUUUUGGUAAAAAAAUCGCGAAAAUCACCCCUUAAUUAUCAUCCAAAAUAAAAUUAAUCGUUACCGCCUCACAAGUUACUUUGCUUAUGUAUUCUUUAUAUUAUGAUCUAUAAGUUUCGUUGGUUAAGUGUUCAUUUUUGAAAAAAAAAAUGGUUUUAAAAUUUUUUUUCUAAUUUUGAAAAAAAUUUCAUUUUUGUUUUCAAAAUAACUUAAAAAUUAUUAGUAAUACCAAAAAUUCAAAGAGUAAUAAAAUGUAUGUUUUGCUUUUCUAACUAUUUUGGAUUUUUUGUUUAGCCGGCAGACAAAAAUUGGUUAUGCUAUGACUGUUCAAAAUUUGCAUACACUCUUGAUUAGUGACCCGUUCAAACCAUUUUAACCACAGCCUUUUCAAACACACGCACUUUGAACCGAUGAAACUUACAGAUCAUCAUAUAAAUAAUUCAUAAUAACGAUUAAUUUUAUUUUGGAUGCUAGUUAGGGGGUGAUUUUCGCGAUUUUUUUACCAAAAAAUAAAAGCGACUAACAAUAUUUUGAGCGUAACUCACUUACUUUUAAUGGUAAAAGUUUUUUUAAAAAACAAAAAUAAACCUUUCUUUAAGCACUUUAAAAAAGUUAUAAUGAGUUUUCCCAGGAAAGUGCUCCGUUUUUUUUGUUACUUCACUUCGAAAUAUUCGAUUUUGAAAUUGGACGAAUAAGAACCUACUUUUCAUUAGCUAUAACUCCGCUGCUGGUGGGUAUGCAGACUUUACGCGUACACUAUUUUUUUCACAUUUUUGUAGGCUAUAUUUUUGCUAGGAAUAUUUUUUUCGAUAAUAUCCUUACUUUUUGAGUUAUUUGCGAAAAACUGUCCAAAAACAUUUUUUUUUUUUGUUAAAAAUGAACAUAUCCACUCGCAAAUAACUCGAAAAGUAUUGAAAAAACUCUAUAGAGCAAAAGUUGCUCAGAAUUAGUCAUUUUAUCCAAUUCCGAACUUAUUUUGAAUGUAUAUUUUUUCACUCUCGAGAAGGGGUAAUCCCCUCCAUUUUUGUAAAAUGUAGGGGGUGUAGAAUUGUAAACUUUCUCUUAUAUUCAUAAUAAUAGACAAUUUCAACUACCCAUACCCAAAUGUUCAUCCUUCCUUUAUUUUUUUGGAAAUUUUCGUAAAUUUUUGUGUUCCUUGAUCGGGCUAUUAUGUAUAUACAACAGAAUAAUCAAAAACUGUGAGGAUAACAUUGUAGAUUUGAGAAGCACUUUUUAGGCUACAGGUACUCAUCCAGCGCUGCAGAGAUAUGAUCAAAGACGUGUAUAUAUGCCUUAUACACUAAGGAAAAGCAUUCGAUAAUGUAAAUCACGAAAAGAUAAUUGAAGUACUCCAUAAUAUCGGAAUCGACUACAGAGACAUUCGUUACAAUAGCGAGUCUCUAUUGGGGCAAAACAGCCAAAGUGAAAGUAGGAUCUACAUUGACCAGUAAUCAAGAAAGGGGUACGGCAGGGCUGUAUCUUGUCUCCUAUUCUCUGUAACAUACACUCAGAAAAAGGAUUUAAAAGCACAGAGGACAUAAAGAUAAAUGGGGAAAAAUUAAUAAUGCUGAUGACACUGUGAUUCUCGCGAGUAGCAUGGGAGAGCUGAGUUGCCUGAGGGGUAAGAUACAAAGAACAAGUGCACAAUAAGGACUCAAACUGAACAUUAUAAAACCCAAAUGGAUGCUAGUAAGCAAAACCCAUGAACGAGCAAGACAACUGAUAUUUGAUAAUCAAAGAAUUAAUUAAACACGUGGAUUCGUACAUUUACUUAACAGUUAAUUCAAGUUGGGACUAAGUUGAUCAAGUUGGGUCAUUCUCUGAAAGUAUGAAGGGAAUUUUCACCUGUAAAGCCCACCCUACCUCUCAAAAUCCGACUUUCGUACAUGUUAUGUAUUUCCGGUUUUGUUAUAUGGAAUGGAGGCGUGGACAAUGACCGCAACAUUAAUGAAGAAAGUAGAGGCCUUCGAAAUGUGGGCUUACCAACCAUAUUACGCAUAUCCUGUACUGAGCACGUAACCAACGAUGAGGUACUACGCCAGAUGGAUAAGGAGAGAGAGGUAGGAAUAUUUAUAAAGAAAAGAAAGUUGGAAUACUUGGGUCACGUUAUGAGACGCAGUAAAUAUAGAGUACUUUAGCUAAUUAUCCAAGGGAAAAUAGACAGCAGAAGGGGUCCAGGAAGGAGUAGACACUCGUGGCUCCAAAUUGGCGGCAAUUGUUGGGUUUGUCAUCUGCCAUAAACAAAGUCAGAACAGCCAUAUUAAUUGCCAGCGUUCGAAACUGAUAAGGCACGUGAAGAAGAAGACGCAGUGUUCUUCGACAGUCGACUUUCUGUCGUCUAUUUGGUUGUUUCGUUGGAUAUUAUUGAAAAACAAAAUAAUAGAAGCACCGUACCUGUCUUAUUAAAGCAAUCUGGCAGUACAAAUAAAAUAAAGAUUUAGAUUAUGCGUAUUCCCUUUAAAAAUUUUAAGACCCAAUUUUAAAAGUGUUCGAUAAAAACCCACGAGGAAAAAUUUCCUGUAGUUGGCUGUAUACCAUUACCAAAACAUAAAAUCCUUUAUAAAAGGUAUAUUUGUUAAAAUCCCUAUACAGGGCUACAUCCACUGGCGGAUCCAGGGGGGUGUCACGGGGGGUCAUGACCCCCCCCCAUAAUUGUAAACUACCUUAUCCUAGGUUGGUAAGACUAAGUGAUCUUGCAUCAGAUAUAAGUAAUUAAAUCACCCUCAAGAUCCAUGACCCCCCCAAAAAAUUUCUGGAUCCGCCACUGGCUACAUCAAAGACAGAACUAGUUUUCGAUCGGUUGACCGAUCAUCAUCAGUGUAAUCUUAGAAUCUGCCUGCUAACCACCAAAGUAAAAAUAGUUGGGUAUAAACCCUUUAUAAUAGAUCCUUCAAAGGAAUAUAUGAAGUAGAUGUGAUUUAUAACAUGGAUGUAUAAAAUAUCCAAUGUUAUACGCCCGAGGUACCAAUGAGCUCAAUCUGACAAGUUCACAUCAUGAUGAUUAACUUGUCAGAUUGAGCUUAUUGGUACCUCGGGCGUAUAACAUUGGAUAUUUUAUACAUCCAUGUUAUAAAUCACAUCUACUUCAUAUGUUCCUUUGAAAGAUCUAUUAUAAAGGGUUUAUACCCAAAUAUUUUUACUUUGGUGGUUAGCAUGUAGAUUCUAAGAUUACACUGAUUAUGAUCGGUCAACCGAUCGAAAACUAGUUAUGUCUUUGAUGUAGCCCUGUAUAGGGAUUUUAACAAAUAUACCUUUUAUAAAGGAUUUUAUGUUUUCGAUAAAAACCUUACGAAUUUUUUAUGAUAUACACAGUGGACAAAAAAAAUUCUACAAAGAGCUUGUUUGCAUCCAGUUCAAUCAAAUGACGAUUUCUUUUACAAAAGAAGGAAUAAAAAACUAUUAGUAUACUAUGAAGAAAUUGUGCAAGAGAAAAGAAAUGUGAAUCUUUCUCUGUGAAAAAAACAUGAAAAUUCUUUAAUAUUUAAAGCAUUAUAGCAAAUACUUUUGAUACCUUUUACCUAAUUUGUUUAAGAAGAGUACUAGUUGAUAGCUAAAAAUAGCUUUAGAAUUAAGAUAACCUAAGGGCCGGUUGUUCGAACGCUAAUCAAGAAGUUGAGUAUAAUCAAUCAGUUCAUUGUAAUUAAUUUUGCUUGAUGGGAAUCAAAUCGAGACGUCAAAAAUACAUGUAAACCACUAAUCAUUCAUUGAUUGUAGGUAAAGCAGUAGGUAAUUAAAAUAUAGCCGCAGCUCUUAAAUUAUUAAAAAUUGCUUAUUAUUAUUGAUUUGUAAGUAAAAACAAGAAAUUAACAUCAGAAAGUGUUUAAUUAUGGUUUAUUUUAGAUUAAAACCAAAAUAAUAAAAUAAAUCAGUUAACGUAACCUCAAAAUGUGACAUCUGUCAGAAGUACGUUUAAUCAAAUAUAAUUGUAAUUAAAUAUUUGAUAAUGAUCAGUGGAUUCCAUUUUUGAUUAGCGUUCGAACAACCGGCCCUAAAUGAUAUACAUUUGAAAUUUAGCAUUCGCAUCUUGAGUUCAAAAUAUUGGAGAUAGUUCUUGUCUUUUUGUAAACGUUUUCUAUUUACAAACAUAAUUAUAUUUUAUAACAAUUUAUAGAAUAGAUAAUAGAUUAUCUAGAUUACACAA